Messenger RNA from Didymodactylos carnosus, 315 nucleotides. Lineage: Eukaryota; Metazoa; Rotifera; Eurotatoria; Philodinida; Philodinidae. The record is from the annotation of a GenBank genome assembly.
AUGUAUCGUCAAGAUAUUCGUGGACAAGAAUAUGGUGAUGAACGAGAUCCGAAAAUGUAUGAAUUUCUUCAACGUAUAUCACCGUCAACAAAUGUACAUAAAAUUGAUAAACCAAUGUUAAUUGCUCAAGGUAUGAAUGAUCAUCAUGUACCAAUGAGUCAAUCUGACCAUAUAGUCGAAUAUAUUCGACGUAAUAAUGUGGAUGUUCAAUAUGUAAUUGGAAAAAAUGAAGGACAUGGUUUUAAUAAAAAAUCAAACAUCAUAGAUUUGUUUCAAAUUGAAAUUGCAUUUGUUAAAAAAAUAUUUGAUUUAUAA